AUGUUGACCAUGUCAAAAAAACAAUAUAUAUUGAAUGUUGAACCAGUACAUUUAUUUCUAGCUGGUCCGGGUGGUAAUGGUAAAAGUCAUCUUGUUGAAUGUAUGUUUUUUGUAUCAACACGACUAUUUAAAAGAAAACCGAUUAACAAUUUUUCGGAUAUUGAUGGUAACGUUCGUACUAUUAAAAAUGCACCUACAGGCCUGGGUAAACAAUUAAAGAAAAACUAUGAAGCUUUAUCAUCGGAUAAAUUAAACAGUUAUCGAGCAAAAAUAGGAAGUGUGAAGUUAAUAUUUGAUGAUGAAAUUUCACGUAUAAAUUAUAGUAUGUGGUCCAGAGUUGGAACCGGUCCGGCAAUCCGGCUCCGGACCGGCCGGAUCGGACAAGACCGGACGAAAAGUUAA
Didymodactylos carnosus is the source of this 402-nucleotide messenger RNA. Lineage: Eukaryota; Metazoa; Rotifera; Eurotatoria; Philodinida; Philodinidae. The record is from the annotation of a GenBank genome assembly.